AUGGCUCCAAAGCAGCCAAAUACUGGCAUUUCUGUGGGUCUUAACAAAGGAAAUGUUGUUACUAAGAAAGAUUUGGUUCCCCGCCCUUCUGAUAGGAAAGGGUUGUUCUCCAAAUUGAAAUCCAUUAGGACUUCUAAUAGAUUUGCUUUUGUUAGAAGCCUUAUCAGGGAAGUAGCUGGUUUUGCACCUUAUGAGAAGAGAAUUACUGAGCUUCUUAAAGUUGGAAAGGACAAGCGUGCUCUUAAGGUAGCCAAGAGGAAGCUGGGCACUCACAAGAGACCAAAGAAGAAGCGUGAAGAGAUGUCCAAUGUUCUCCGCAAAAUGAGGGCUGCUGGAGGUGGUGAAAAGAAGAAAUGA
This is a messenger RNA of Solanum dulcamara, 357 nucleotides long. RefSeq names its product 60S ribosomal protein L36-2-like. Gene Ontology annotation, molecular function: structural constituent of ribosome. Gene Ontology annotation, cellular component: ribosome; cytosolic large ribosomal subunit. The transcript has 3 exons. Gene Ontology annotation, biological process: cytoplasmic translation. Lineage: Eukaryota; Viridiplantae; Streptophyta; Magnoliopsida; Solanales; Solanaceae. The coding region runs from base 1 to 357 and encodes 118 amino acids. The record is from RefSeq and is a predicted model, not a curated record.